AUGACUGUGACAAAGCUCGAUACUCUUCGUAUUGCAUCCGCCUCUGGAUCGGUGACUGACCGACGCCAUGGACUAGCGGAGCUGGCCCAAGAAGAAGAUCUACACUUCAUUGUGGGAGAUUGGAUGUCGGAGUAUAACAUGACAACUCGAGGCGGAGCAAAAGUGAAACAGAAUGAGCAGUCCUCGGAAUUCGAAACCUCGUUCAUGGAAUCGAUUGAACCCGCACUGGCUAGUAUCUCUACACGAAAGGUUAAAGUUGCCGUGAAUGCGGGGGCCAGUGACACGAAGAAGCUCCACGAUAUCCUUGUUAAGACUAUACUUGACAAAGGUCUCGACCUCAAGGUUGCGUGGGUUGAGGGGGACGAGGUUUCCGACCUCCUUAACCAGGCCAUUGAAGCGGGUGAAGAGUUUACCAACCUUACAACCGGGCAAAAAUUGUCUGACUGGGAGUUCGAUCCGAUUUACGCCCAAUGUUACCUUGGGGCAUGGGGCAUUGUUGAGGCCUUCAACCAAGGUGCUGACAUUGUUCUUUGUGGAAGAGUGACAGAUGCCUCUCCUACAAUUGCCUGUGCGGCUUAUCACUACCAGUGGAGCAGACAAAAUUUUGAUCAGCUCGCCCAUGCCUUCGUGGCUGGACAUUUCCUCGAAUGCUCUACAUAUGUUACCGGUGGUAACUUUUCUGGCUUCAAAUCAUUGCCUGGUCCUGGGGUUGACAUUGGCUUCCCCGUUGCUGAGAUCAAUGCGGGAGGUGACUUUGUUGUAACAAUCCAAAAGGGCAAAGACGGUAUGGUUACCGAGGGUACUUGCAAGGCUCAACUUCUAUAUGAGAUUCAAGGACCUCUUUACUACAAUCCUGAUGUUGUGGCUAUCUUGGAUGAUAUAAUCAUCAAGGAAGAGGGCAUCAAUCGUGUUCAUGUCUCCAAUGUCAAGAGUAUCAAACCGCCUCCGACAACAAAAAUUGGCAUUACGGCACUCGGUGGUUUCCAAGCUGAGGUCCACUAUUUCCUUUGUGGCUUAGACAUCGAAGAAAAGGCUGCACUUCUUGAAAAGCAGGUCCGUCACCUCCUUGACGAAUCGCUCUACCAUACUUUGGUCUUCCGAACAAGUGGAUCCUGCGCGUCCGAUCCUUCCAGCCAAGAUGCAGCAACAGUGGACGUGCGAAUCUUUGCUCAAUCACGCUCCGAAAGUGCUCUCGCAACGGAAAAAUUCUUCCGACCAUGCACAGACACAAUUAUGCAGAGCUACCCAGGAGCAACAUUUGCCGUGGAUGCUCGCCAGGGCGUUCCAAAGCCUUACUACGAGUAUUUCUCGUCAUAUGAGACCAAGGCUCCUUUCGAUUUGGAAGUUUUUGGUCCCACCACCCGCGCACCACUGGGCUACGUGGUUCACGCUCGAUCUGGCGACAAAGGAUCCGAUGCUAAUGUAGGUUUCUUUGUCCGCCAUGCCGAUGAAUGGGAUUGGCUGCGAAGUGUUCUCACAGUCGACAAAAUUCGAGCGUUGCUCGGCAAAGAUGAUACGGGGAACAAGAUCUUCCGCUUUGAAUUGCCAAACAUCUGGGCUGUCCAUUUCCUCUUGAAGGAUCACUUGGAUCGCGGCGUGGCAUCAAGCUCCACCUACGACGUUUUGGGCAAGAAUGUAGCGGAAUACCUUCGGUGUAAAUAUGUUGACAUUCCUGACAAGUUCUUAGCCCGCGGAAGAAUUUGA
Penicillium crustosum is the source of this 1704-nucleotide messenger RNA. Its product is annotated as acyclic terpene utilization AtuA family protein. The record is from RefSeq and is a predicted model, not a curated record. NCBI's taxonomy places the organism in Eukaryota, Fungi, Ascomycota, Eurotiomycetes, Eurotiales, Aspergillaceae. The coding region runs from base 1 to 1704 and encodes 567 amino acids. The transcript is spliced from 5 exons.